Funneliformis mosseae is the source of this 2334-nucleotide messenger RNA. The record is from the annotation of a GenBank genome assembly. NCBI's taxonomy places the organism in Eukaryota, Fungi, Glomeromycota, Glomeromycetes, Glomerales, Glomeraceae.
AUGGCAAAAAAUGAGACUCUCAUUUCUUCCAUUCGUAAUAUUAUAAAGAUUAUCCCUGCCAAAGCAUACUUAAAGAAUUCUUUCAAAAUGAAAAACUUGCCAAAAAGACAGGGCGUAACUCAACGCGGGAUGAUUGGACCUUUUCCACAAAACGGUAUUGGAGGAUAUACUGAAAUGGACCAAUUGGUUCCUUAUGAAGGCAUUGAAGGCAUCGAUUUCCGUUCGACUUUUCAAAGAACACUAUUUCGAAUGCCACUUCGGAAACAACCAAGUGAUAUUUCAGACAGUAUUUUUACUACAGAUCAAAUUCUUAAAUUGUUCACCGACCUUAAAUCAACUAUCUCCUCCCAAUUUUUAUUUCUUCGACAUAUCGAAACAAUUGAAAUUUCUCAUAUACUUAAGGCAACAAUUCCAUUACAAAUAAAUUCACUUUAUAAAGCGACUAUAACGGGAUUGACUGAAAAUGUGAGAAACAAAAGAAAAUGCGUCAUAAACAAUAAAAUUCAAACUUUCCAAAUGGAGAUCAAACAAAUUGAAGAUUUAAACGAUGUGCAGAAGGACUAUUGGAUUAUUGUUACCGGUGCCCAACCAAAUCCUGAAGAUUCUCAAAUGAAAAUAUUUGCAGAACGAUAUCGAUUACGCGUAUUAGGAGGAAUUGCUGCAUUAUAUAAAAGUUCGAAAGAUGAUAAUAACCGUCUUCAUAUUUUGCUGAAUUACAUAGCAGCUAUGGUAAUCGCUCUUUCAACGAAUACCGGAGCGACUUUAUUGGUAGAUUAUACUCUUUCCUUUCGUUAUCUGAUACGACAGCAAAAGUUGUUGAAUUACGAGAACCUAGAGAAAGAAUCCAUCCUAUCUCCAUUUCCGUCCAUUAAUAGGAAUUAUUCAAAGUACGCACUUGAAUACGGUUUCAAACAUAUUAUGGAUAUUCGUAAUUUACUACGAAAUAACUGGAAUGAAUUGAAGUUCCGAUUAGAACCAAGUUUCAAGUCACUGCUCCGUUCACAUCCCAUUUGGUUGACGAUUUCUCGCCCGGAAUGCUCAAUCACUGAUAGUUAUAAUCCGUUAGAUGAAGAUCGAAAGAAACUUUUAAAACCAGCUUCAUGCGGAUAUAUUUUGACAAAUUCCUUUCACCAACAUCGAAUAAAAACUCGUUCAAUUUUUUUGGAUGCAAGUAACAAUAAUAGUUGUCAAAUUUUAACCGUUCUUAAUGUUCCCACGCGAGAUAUCUACGUGUAUACCUUUGAGGAUGUCGAAUUUCCUAAGGAAUAUGAUAGCUGUUAUCUCGAUUUCCUAAAAGACAUACUUAAAUAUAUUCAAAUUAUUCAAGGUUUAAACUGGUGUUUUGAGCCGUGUUUGGAGGAGUCUCUAGUGUCUUUCUUCAUCAAAUAUACAGAGAAUUUAUCGAAAAUUGGAUUUAAAAAUAGCAUCGGUCAAGAGAUAUUUAAAAAGUUUGCCGUUAAAGGCAAAUGGACCCAGAACCCCCAUCUGACAUACGUUAUCGAGGCUUCAUCCUGGUUGAUCAUCUAUAUAAAAAUUUUAAACGAUUUAAAUUUGGAAAGCAUUGAAGGAAUUCCAUUCAUCCCGAUUGCCAAAAAAGUCGCGUGGAGUCAAAUGCCAUUGAUCGCGGAAGAUGUAAUACCACCUCAACAAGUACUCGAAAAAUAUCCGUCAUUUGGUAAACCGGAUGUUUCUACUGUAGUAAGACAUCUCCGUUUUUUGUAUUCAAUACUUCGGUACGAUGAAGUAUGGAAGAAGGAUUGGACUGAUGCAUUAAAAACAACAUAUAUGAGAAAUAAACAUCCAUUUAACCUUGAAAAUUGGGUUUCUGCGGAUGAUUUGGUAUUGAACAGCGAAUUUGGCGAUGCGAAGUAUGAUUAUCCAGAUCUUGCUAUGUAUUCUACCAUGCUCAAAAGUGCCGGUGCUCGGGAAAUAAAACGACCAAAUGUUCAAAUUAAAACAUCUUCCUUAAACGACGUAACUUUUGUUGUGAAUGAAUCUAGUCCGACUAAUUUCACUUUUAAGGACAUUACAUUCAACCUAAUUCGAUGCGCAUCUUGUUACAAUAUUUAUAUCUUAUAUGGCCAAAAUAUUGAUGACGCAAUUCAAAAAUUGAAUGAUAAUUAUCAAGAUUCAAAAUUGUCAUUGUAUAAAGACCUACUUGAGAUAUCAAGUGAUUACAAGUUAGACUAUUUGAAAGAGCUUAUGGAAUUGAGGCUCUCACGAUUAGUUCACAUGUCAAACGUAGAAGAAAUGAAAACAUUUGCGGAAAUUUCAAGUGCCAAUCAACUUUAUGAGUAUUGCUAUCAAUUUAUUCGCGAUAAUAGUGAGUUGUAA